GUCGGACACAAAAAACAAACGCAUUUUGUAAAACAACGAUGUGGUAAUAGCGCUCUCUAGUGGCAGGACUCGCUCAUCUGCCGGUCACAAACUCGAAAGGCGUCGUGGGAGUUGACGCAGCCUUUUGUCCUUUAUGUUCUAAAGCAGAAACACGCAGUACUUACAUUAGCGCAUCAUUCAUCAAAGCGUGUUGAGAGCAUAUGUCCACUAGAUGUCGCCAUAUAUCUACCGGGCCAGCAGCGGAUUAUUCUGUUAUCAGCAGACCUGGACCUGGACCUGGACCUGGACCUGGACCUGGACCUGGACCUGGACCUGGACCUCUUGGACUUCUGGAUAGGUUUGGAGCUGAGACCUUUUGGUGCAGGACGGGACGCCAUCUUGUGGUGGGGCAUCACACGUCAUCCAGUUGUAUCUUUAUAUUUAUUUUUAAUUACUUAAUAUUUUUCCUCCACUGCAGCGGCCGUUCAUCAUCUGCUGUGGCGGCUGCGUGUGUACGUGUGUACGUGUGUACGUGUGUACGUGUGCGUGUGUACGUGUGCGUGUGUACAUGCGUACGUGUGUUUUAGCAUGAGCGCGUGGGUUUUCAGGUCAAGGACGUAACGGGAGCGUCAUCAACAUAAACCCAUCCUUGUGACUCUUCUGGUUUGGUCUGCGUGCUGAUGCUGCCCUCUCAGCCAAUCACGUUAGUCGACGAGCAGCAGCGGGAGGAGGUGAGGAGAGGGAGGGGGAGGGGGAGGAGGAGAGAGGGUCGCAGCUCUGGAGCCGUGAAGGUGCAGCGGAUCACAUUCUCCGUGUUUGGAGCCGCGGCGUUCUCCUGACGCACGGCUCUGUCCUGGACUGGUGACUUGGUGCCGCCGCGGACACAGACCUUCUCCUCAGACCACAGACCAUUUCCAUCUAAUUGUUCUCCAUGAGAUUCUUCAGGCUCACCUUCAAGUGUUUCGUCGACUGCUUCUGAAUCCUCUGCUGUCAUCGGCGCUUCUGUGACAUUUCCACCGUGAGCUGUCUGAGCUGGACCGACGACCACCAUCGGAGGAAGACCAGAGAAAAACCAAAACCAAAACCAAAAACUCUAAUCUGCCGCUCUUCAGAUGAGGAUUGAGGAUCGAUACCAUCGUCGUUUGUCCCCCGAAGAAAACGAUCUGAAAUGAAUAAAUAAACUACAGACAGACGGAGACCGCGGUGCUGCCUUCAGGGACAGCCCCAGUUAAAUCCAGAUAAGAACUGGAAUCAGCCUCGGGCUCAGACUCAGUCUCUUUAACCACAGAGCCGUUUAUUUUUAUUUUAAUUUUGAUUUUUGAUUAGGGUUUGAUUUUUGUUCGGACUGAGUGACGACAUGUCCCCGGAGCUGGAGGAGAACCGUCGGGGUGAAGUCAGUCUCCCCCAACUGGAGGCCCUAUCAGAGGAGGAGAGCGCGGGCUCGGCUCGCCCUCUGGUGGCCGUGCCUGGAGUGGACCCGGGGUGUGGGGAUGGCGGAGGAGCCGCCCCCCCACAAAGCCAGGACGGGGCUGUGGCUGGAAGUGAAGUUGGAGUGACGAUCCCAGUGGUGGAGCGGGAGACCUGGACCAGACAGAUGGACUUCAUCAUGUCCUGCGUCGGCUUCGCCGUCGGAUUAGGGAACGUGUGGCGGUUCCCGUAUCUCUGCUACAAAAACGGAGGAGGAGUUUUCCUGAUCCCAUACUUGCUGAUCGUGUUCAUCGGCGGUAUUCCAGUCUUCUUCCUGGAGGUGGCGCUGGGACAGUUCAUGAAACAAGGAGGGGUAUCUGCCUGGAACAUCGCUCCACUUUUUAAAGGUCUGGGCCUGGCCUCCAUGGUGAUCGUGUUCUUCUGUAACACCUACUACAUCAUGAUUCUGGUCUGGGGUCUCUACUUUCUCUUCCACUCUUUCAGUAACCCACUGCCGUGGGCCAGCUGUGGACAUCCCUGGAACACCCCCAACUGCACGCAGGAUUUCCGGCGCGCCUGCCACAACCGCAGCGGAGCUCAGCCUGCUUCGCCUUCACCCGCUGCCCCCUCGUCCCACCUCCUCACCCCCAGUGUCCCGCCCAACCUUUCCUCCGCCCAGCUGCUCUUCAAUGGCAGCUGCCUGGAGGUGGAGGGCCUGCGCUCCCCCGUCAUUGAGUUCUGGGAACGUAAAGUUCUCCGUCUGUCUGGUGGACUCCAUGAACCUGGUGACAUCAGCUACGAGAUGGUUCUGUGCCUCAUGGCCACCUGGGUCAUCGUUUACUUCUGCAUGUGGAAAGGAGUCAAAUCCACUGGGAAGGUUGUGUACUUCACAGCUCUGUUCCCAUAUCUGGUCCUGGUGGUUCUUCUGGCCCAUGGUGUGACUUUACCUGGAGCAGUAGAUGGGAUUGUUUACUACCUGAAACCAGACUGGUCCAAACUGGGUGAAGCCCAGGUGUGGAUCGAUGCAGGCACUCAGAUCUUCUUCUCCUAUGCCAUUGGACUGGGCGCUCUGACUGCUCUGGGCAGCUACAACCGUUUCCAUAACAACUGUUACCAGGACGCCUUCGUCCUGGCUCUCAUCAACAGUGGAACCAGCUUCUUUGCAGGCUUCGUGGUCUUCUCUGUUCUGGGCUUCAUGGCAGCAGAGCAGGGAGUGGACAUCAGCAAGGUGGCAGAGAGCGGUCCAGGCUUGGCCUUCAUCGCUUACCCCAAGGCCGUGACUCUGAUGCCCCUGGCUCCCCUCUGGGCGGCGCUGUUCUUCUUCAUGCUGCUCAUUCUGGGCCUGGACAGCCAGUUUGUAGGAGUGGAGGGUUUGAUCACGGGAAUCAUGGACAUGAUUCCUGCUAAAUCAGUUCGCUCUCUGCGCCGAGAGGUGGUGGCAGCCAUCUGCUGCGUCAUCUGCUUCCUCAUCGACAUGUCCAUGGUCACAGAGGGGGGGAUGUAUGUCUUCCAGUUGUUCGACUACUACUCGGCCAGUGGCAUCACCCUCCUGUGGCAGGCCUUCUGGGAGUGUGUGGUGAUUGCAUGGGUUGACGGCGCUGAUCGCUUCAUGGACGACGUGGCUCGUAUGAUUGGCUACCAGCCCCUCCCUUACAUGAAGUGGUGCUGGUCCUACAUCACACCUAUAGUCUGUGUGGGAGUGUUCAUGUUCCACGUGGUGAACUACAAGCCCCUGACCUACAACACCGUCUACACCUACCCUCUGUGGGGCGAGGCCCUUGGCUGGGCCCUGGCUCUGUCCUCCAUGCUCUGUAUCCCCGUCACUGCCAUCUACAAACUACUGCGCUGCAAAGGAUCUUUGAGGGAGCGAUGGCAGCACCUAACUACCCCAGUCUGGGGCAGGCACCACCUGGAGUACCUGGCCCCAGAGAGUGAGGCCAAACUACUGCCCCCUGCUGAAACCAAGAGCAUGCUGCUGUUGGGUCGUGACAGACUCCCACCACACCGGUCGGUGACCUGGCCAAUCAGCGUGCUCUAUGACAUCCACGCGCUGCACGAGCCGGCCCGCCCGGGUGAUGUGGGAGCCUCUCCGGAGUCCCAGGAUUCUGAGGUUUUCUCAACUCACACUUCCUGCGGUGACAACAACCACUACUACAGGAACACACUGAUGGGGUCAUGA
Molecule: messenger RNA, 3565 nt
Organism: Cynoglossus semilaevis (tongue sole)
Lineage: Eukaryota; Metazoa; Chordata; Actinopteri; Pleuronectiformes; Cynoglossidae
Product: sodium- and chloride-dependent creatine transporter 1
Exons: 17
Coding region: 1337-3565 (742 amino acids)
Biological process (GO): amino acid transport; nitrogen compound transport; sodium ion transmembrane transport
Cellular component (GO): plasma membrane
Molecular function (GO): gamma-aminobutyric acid:sodium:chloride symporter activity
Source: RefSeq, a predicted model, not a curated record